CCAAUUCUCGCCUUUUAUUUUCCGGAUAUGUAUACUACGGGUGGUCCAGCAGCAGCGACAACACAUCGGCAGCAUGUUAUGAACGUGCAUCCGGCCGUCGCCGGCCUCACUAACACACCCACAGGUCGACCUAAAAAAAGGCCGCCGAAUACAGGCGCACAGCUUUUCAAUGCAUCCGAAAAUGAUAGUUUGUUUUUGUUGCUUGGACGCGACUGUGUUUCCUUAGCGGCAGGUGUUGUGCAGUUGCUCAAAUCGGAUCCACGAAAUCAAGGGCUGUGGGUUAAGAUUCACAGAGGGGUGAUUUCACUCGUCAAGGACUACGACAAGCGGGCAUAUUUCUUACGACUUUAUGAUAUCUACAGGAAGCAAUUUCUGUGGCAGCAGAUGCUGUAUAAGAAUUUCCAUGCUUCGCAGCCCGCCGAAUGCCCCAAUCUUCUAACAUUCGAAGGCGAUGAAUGUAUGUUUGGUCUCAAUUUUUCGAGUCAUGAGGAAGCGUACAACUUCAAGUAUCAUCUUGACAAGCGCUACGAGCAGGAGAAAAAAUCGCAAGAAAAAGAGAAAAUGGGUGUCAGUAGCGCGCAGACUACUCCGCUUUCGUCUAAUAGCUCAAUGCCGACAGCUGCAAUUACUCGACCUCAUGCACAGACUGUUUCAAUAUCUCAUAGGACUGGCAUCACAAGUAUGGGCACUGUGCCGACUGUUACCGGCGGUUCUUGGACGAGUCUUGUGACAAGCGGUAGGAAUAAGAAAAAAAAUGUAAAAAAGGAGAAGAAACAAAAGAUUCGGAAGGAGGAUAUCAGCAAUCCAACAAAUUUUCAACACAAGGCACAUCUUGGGUGGAAUCAGGAAGGUGGCUUCUCACAAGAAACAUACAACUAUGAUCCGAUGGAUGAUAGUGUGAAAGCUUUGCUGCGAGCGGCAGGGAGGAAUCCCGAUCGCAUGACCAAAGAUGAUUUGGAAUUCUCCAAAUACUUCAUUAGCGAAUAUCAGAAAGUGCCGCAAAUGCAGCAGUCUUUGGUUUCUGUGCAGCCGGGCCAUCCGAGGUAUGUGUCGGAUCCGGGCCAUCCGAGGUCCUAUGCGCCGUUUUCAGUAACAAAUUCGACUUCAUCGACGCCAGCAACGCCGCCUCCCCCGCCGCCAUUGCGACGCGAAGGAUAUCUUGCAAAUCCUGUUUCAAGACCGCCGCAAAGACCGCCUGCUGUAAGCAAACCGCCGACGAGACCUUUACCGCGUGUAAGGAUACAUUAAUA
This is a messenger RNA of Gongylonema pulchrum, 1250 nucleotides long. Lineage: Eukaryota; Metazoa; Nematoda; Chromadorea; Rhabditida; Gongylonematidae. The record is from the annotation of a GenBank genome assembly.